Wyeomyia smithii (pitcher-plant mosquito) is the source of this 1726-nucleotide messenger RNA. RefSeq lists its product as uncharacterized. NCBI's taxonomy places the organism in Eukaryota, Metazoa, Arthropoda, Insecta, Diptera, Culicidae. The transcript has a single exon. The record is from RefSeq and is a predicted model, not a curated record. Gene Ontology annotation, cellular component: nucleus. The coding region runs from base 162 to 1253 and encodes 363 amino acids.
AAUAUCUGGCAUCCCUACUUGAAGACCGCUUAAUCACCAGGGAGAAAACAAACGUGUUGUUUACUCAUAUAAUUUACUGCAAAUUUCUUAGUGUUAAAUUGAUUAUAUUCCUUCGGUUUAUUAAAAAAAAAUCAGUGCAGCUCGUCAACUCAAAUGCAAACAUGUUACGCACCAUUCUUAAACUUGCAUACGAACGGCAGAAAACACUAGCACGAUGUUAUGUGCGACGUGUUCGCAAUCCCGGAAUCGAUCGUCGUAUGAAUCUGCUUAAUGAUGAUCAGCUGCAGACUAGCGCGGAAGAGCUGGACCAUAUGGAGGAAGCCGAUUUUAGCCAGGUACAUAAAUCCCACAGACAAUACGAACAAGAAGUAGAGCAGUACCGGGAACGUUUGCAGUCCUGGAUCGUUGGCAAUAAAUACUUCAAAACAAAACAGCUGAACUUUCUAACAUGGUCGGAAAAGGAACAAAUUCGUUAUUUACACAACUUUGACUCGGAAGAGUGGAGCAUCGAUAAAUUAGUGGAGAGCUUUCCGGCGGAUCGGUACACUAUUGUGAAGAUUAUUAAAGCCAAAUGGUUUCCACGAGACGUGAACCGAAUCCAGCGGCACGACGAAGCGGUUCGUGAAAACUGGGAACGAUUUAAAUCCGGGAGAAUCAAAAACCUGGACGACGGGUUUGCGGAACACUUGAAUAAAUUUGUUAAUCGUAAUUUUCAAGAAGUUGUCAAACCAAAACUCGAGACCAAACGUCUCUACGAAAUACGAACGCUACCGGAAGACGGAGAGUUUUCAAAAAUUAUCACAGGUUGUAAGAAAUACGCCUAUACAGAGGAUGAGCCAGAAUUGACACAAAUAGGCACACAGACUGAGCCGAUUCCGGAAAUCCCAUUCAAAGCACCGAAGAAGGAUAUGUUUUUGAUGGGGAAUGUGUCUGACCUUUCCCCAAGAACAUUAACUCAAAUGAAAAGUGAAUUGGGCCAGCCUUCGGUUAGCGAGGCAGAGCAACCUCAGGUAGUAAGUCGCACGAGUGCUGGAGAGAGUUUCGUCCUGAAUGUGAAGAAGUAUAACUCAGAUCUGGUGCCUUCUGAAUCACGCAAUGCAACUCAAACUGCGACGGGUAUUAAAGAGUUUAUCGAAAUACCGCAAAAGCUGUACAAGAGAGGAGCAACGUUUAAACUGGAUGAUUGCUUCUAUGAUGACGAUGGAGAGUUCCUAUAUCGUGUGCCUGGAAUGACAGGAAGAACAAAACACUGACUCGCUCCAGUAGCAGUGAUUCUACACUAUUGGUGAUAUACUUUAAAAUUAUAUACAAUGGUCAUAGCGCAUAGUUUGUUAGGAAGCAAAAGCUAUUGUUAAAGUUCUGUAAUUUCUAAUUAUGAAAGACUCGAGAACAUAUGUUGAAGCAUAUUAGACUUGGCAAAAGACUCGACUUUCAGUGAAAUUUUGUGAGUUCUUUUGUGUAUACAAAUUUGCUUGCACCAUUCACAAAAUUUCACUUAAGCAGCUCAGUGAAUUGACGUAAAACACCUCAACAAAUGGUUAGAAGAAAAUUAGACGCAGUUCAACUAGAAAAAUGGCAAUCUAAUGAAUCGAAAACAAUCCUUUUAAAAUCUUACAUGAAUAACAUGCUGACGUGUCGAACACGGUCAUUAACUUUUUAUUCAUUCUCACAACAAAUGAAUUCAAAUUCUCUUGGUAAUUACCUAAAAUAAAAAUUUAUGAUUCUA